AUGGAAUGUUGUUGAUCUGGAGCGUAACAGGGACCUCCUUGUCUUCUUUUCUUCAAACUGUACUUUCUGAAGCACACUUGUUAGUACAAGUUUAAUGUGUCAGUCCUCAAGGUGCUGUUUCCUGUAAUGUGACUGUCACGAGUAAAUGUUAAGGCUUUCUCUACCACCCUUUUAUGACGUUUUUUAACAUUAACACCUGCAGAAGUACUGAGAAAAGCCAAGGCCACAAACUCUGCUCAGAUCUAUCUUUGUUUCUUCUGACAGUUGCUAAGGUAAUUUAAGCAAGUCAAGCAAAAAGUAAAGCUUGAUGAUGGCAUUGAAUCAUUGCAAUGUGGAUAAAUAGUAGUUAAUCAGACAUCCAGGAUUGAACUUCAUAGACUGGCAGGAUUGUAUUACCUGUUUUGACAAGAUGCACUUUGAAGGAUCCAGCAAUGUCACGCUGUUGUUUGACUUCUGGGAUGUGCGUGGGCCUGCAGGGAUGGUGUUGUCGGUCUUUGUCGUUCUACUGCUCACCGUGAUCUACGAGCUUCUGAAAGUGUGGAAGGUCACUAUUGAAAAACAGAAGCGAUCCUCCAUUACGCAUUCAUCCGCUCCGGUGUCUUUCUCACCUGAAGCGUCCUGUUUCGCCCCUGUCAUGAAGUGUCAAGAGGGAAGCUCUUCUCUGACCAACAGCCCCUCUGAGAUCUCAUUAGCUCCCACUGAGAAUACGGCCACCACUGCAGACACCACCGCCGCUGCUAAGAAGAGCUGGCUUCUGCACUGCCUCCAGACCUCCAUACACAUCCUGCAGGUGACGCUGGGCUACAUGCUCAUGCUCUGCGUCAUGUCCUACAACGUGUGGAUCUUCCUGGGGGUCAUCAUGGGAUCUGUCUUGGGAUACUUUCUGGCUUUUCCUCUACUGAAUCACAUUUGAGAAGACAUGAGAGAACAAAAACAUGUGGCGGGAUCUCGAAAUGUUCAUCUGAGUUGACUGCAGACUCUAGAUCAAGAGCAAAAUGCAAGGUUUGUGUGGCCACGAUCAAUAAGACGUGCAAGAGAUGUUGCGAUAUGUAGACUGAACAGGGAUGAUUCCAUUUAGAAAAUUUAAGGUUGUACUUUAAAGAUCUUGCAUGAAAUCUUAAUUAACUAAAAUGUGGCAAUGACCAAUUGUAAAAUUGGUUAAAAACCAACUUUCAAAAGUGUUUAAAUUUUAAACCGCAUUGGAAACACAAUAUCUUUCAAGUGUUAAACCAUGUGAUUUUACCUUUGUGGUUGUAUGAUGUGACCUCUUGUUCAAACAGUCAGCACUGUACUAAAUUGAGAUGUGCCUCAUUGACCGGUUUUAUACUUUCUACAACUACUGAUGUAAUUAAUAAGCUAAUUUUCUGUUACACAGAUGAAUGUUUAAAUUCUCUUCUCUGAGAUUUGCUUUACUGUACCUGGUGGUUUUCUGUUAUUUUGGGAAAUCACACUAGUUUUAAACCUCAUAUUAAACUUCCUACAUGAGUCAAGAUCAGGCGUUUUUGUGUCAUGCUGGAAAUUACUGCUGAAUAGCAGAACAAACAAUGGUUUGAACCAUUGGUCAAAAAGAGAAAUGCAAAUCAUGUGGCCUUAGUUAAUGUUCGCCAGCAAUACAGACGCAUGGAAAGUGACUGACUGACUGAGAGCAGAAAUGAGAAACUACGAUCCUCACCGCAAUUAUUCAAAUGCACUAUUAGUAAUGUUCCUCCAGGCAAUCUUUUAAAACUGUUUUACUCCAUUGCUUCAUGGUUUUAAAAUGAAUUUUUUUUUAUUGCCGAAUAUAUUAAAGGUUUUGAUUACAAGUCUACACCCUUGUCUACGGCCUU
Sinocyclocheilus grahami is the source of this 1826-nucleotide messenger RNA. RefSeq names its product probable low affinity copper uptake protein 2. Gene Ontology annotation, cellular component: membrane. The coding region runs from base 410 to 913 and encodes 167 amino acids. Gene Ontology annotation, biological process: copper ion transmembrane transport. The record is from RefSeq and is a predicted model, not a curated record. NCBI's taxonomy places the organism in Eukaryota, Metazoa, Chordata, Actinopteri, Cypriniformes, Cyprinidae. The transcript has 4 exons. Gene Ontology annotation, molecular function: copper ion transmembrane transporter activity.